CAAAUCUAUAUCAGAAACAUAAUUUCUGUCUUUAGGAGGAAUGGUCUAGUGGUUACCUGGCAAAAUGAGGAAGAUAGAUUCUAGCAAUAAGCUAAUAUUAAUUAAAGUUUGCUUAUGUUUUAUUGAUUUGUUUUAUUGGGUUUCUGGGGUUAUGCUCCUGUGCAUAGGAGUCUCUGUCCAGAUGAAACUCCAUGACACUUUCAUGGUGGUGAAUGAAGCCUCGUCUGGUGUCCCUGUGAUUAUCACCAUUGUUGGUGGUGUGAUCAUCUCCGUCUCGGCCUUUGGUGCAAUUGCCAUACUGAAAUCCAAUCAUACGAUGAUCAAAGUGUUCACAGGCAUGCUGCUGAUUAUCUUCUUGAUUGAAAUCAUAGUUGGCAUCUCUGCCUAUGCUUACAGAGGGAAGCUGCAUGACAACCUGUUGAGAAGCUUCCUGAAGACUCUUGACAAAUAUAACAGAGAAUCCCAAGUAACCAAAGGAGUAGACCACCUACAGGAGAAUUUCCAAUGCUGUGGUGCUCAGAAUUACACUGACUGGUUCAAUACAACAUUUGGAUCUCUCAAUUCAGCUGUUCCAAAUAGCUGCUGCAAGGUGAUAACGAAAAGUUGUGGACUGAAUCUAAGCAACGAUGCUGCUAACAUUAACCAACAGGGAUGCAUUCAAAAGCUGAAGAAGUGGGCUGAAGAACAUAUUGCUCUUAUUGGAGGGGUUUGCAUAAGUGUUGGAUUUGCACAGUUACUUGGGAUCUUAUUUAGCUACAUGCUACUGAGACUACUUAAUGAAGAUUAUGUGAACUUAUAAAAGUAGGAACCUUUGCAAGACUCAAGGAAGUUUCCUUUAUACCCAUCUCAUCCUUACUAUAUGAAGGCUACAGUCCCAAAUCCUACACUGGAGUUGCACAGGAGGAUCCCACUGUCUGCAUGGUGCUAUACUGACUUCAAUGGAGCUAAAAAUCUUCAUCCCCAUUUCCCACACUCUCUUGCAAUAUACCAGUACUUGCAUUCAAAGUUGCAAUCCAGGCUGGAUUCCUUUUCAGCUCUCUCUCGCUCCCGGAGUUGCUGGUUCAAUAUUCUUAAUCUCCUAAAUGCAAAUGAUAAAGCAUAAAUGGAGAAAGUCCAAAUACAGAGUAAAUUCAAAAGGCUGAAUAUCAAAACUGGUUUGUUUAUGAAAGUUUACUAAUUUAAUUAGAACAGAAUCCCCACAAAAAUGUUUUUAGUUUUGGAAGUUAAAAAAAAGUUUUAAUCAUCUUGUGAUGGGUUAGAUUAUAGAAACCCCCUUGGGAGCUACCACCUGAUGUGCCAAGACUACUAAGCAUUAUCAAUAGGCAUCUUAUUGAAUAUGUCCAGAACUCUGCCAGUCAAUUUUGCUAUCAAUGUGGUUAUCUUUUGAUUUUUAGGGAUGGCAUGGAGGGUGCACAGUUUUUUAAAGGUGAUGAAAUAUUUGGCAAUAUUGCUGGAUUUUCUAUUUUGUCAAAGACUGCAUUUCCACCUUUCUUUAGCUGAAUGAGCUCUUUUCAAAAAUCAUGGUAACUUCACUCCAUUUUAGCUCAGAGGAAAGGGGUGUCUACUUUUACAUUAAGCAUGUAUCCGGAAAAGAGAUUAUUUCUGCAUUUGAUAACAGGCUGUCUAGAGACAUGCAUGGUAACUACUUGGGAGCUGAAGUUUAAAAGUUAGGAGUACCCACUGGUACUUCUGGAAAAAAGCCCAGUCUUGGGAAAAGAUGGCAAUAUGUUUCAAAUGGAAAAAUACACACCGAAAAUAAUACUCCUUCCUAGUUCUCAACAUGCUUUUCUGCAUACUUUGAGAAAGUAUUAUCUACACCCUUGUUAUGCUGUUAAGGUUAGAGAUCACUUAAUAGGAUAAACUACUUUAUAAGGCAAGUCAUACACUAAUGUCAAGGAACAAACAAUUGUUCAACAAACAUGAUAUUUAAAAGUUAUAUCCCUCCUGGAUUCUCCAGAGAGAGACUAAAUUACAGUCACUGUGCUUUCACAUAGACAAAAAUA
This is a messenger RNA of Mauremys mutica (yellowpond turtle), 2003 nucleotides long. RefSeq names its product tetraspanin-7-like. Gene Ontology annotation, cellular component: membrane. The record is from RefSeq and is a predicted model, not a curated record. NCBI's taxonomy places the organism in Eukaryota, Metazoa, Chordata, Testudines, Geoemydidae. The transcript is spliced from 8 exons. The coding region runs from base 65 to 799 and encodes 244 amino acids.